AUGGAUCUAAUCAAAUACAUCUUUGAGAAACCAGUCCUUACUAGAAGGAUUGCUCGUUUGCAGGUCUUAUUGUCAGAAUAUGAUAUUUUGUAUGUUACUCAAAAAGCAAUUAAAGACAGCGUUGUCGUAGAUUUCUUAGCUCAUCAACCGAUAAAUGAUUAUCGAUCAAUACAAUAUGAAUUUCCUGAUAAAAAUAUAAUGACGUUGUUUAAUGAGAAUGAAUCUUUAGCAAAAGACGAAUGGGUCAUGAUGUUUGAUGGUGCUUCUAUUACACUCGGACACGAGAUUGAUGCUAUACUGAUUUCUCCUGAGAAGCAAUAUAUCUCGAUCACAGCUGGAUUAUCAUUCGAUUGUACAAAUAAUGUAGCUGAAUAUGAAGCAUGUGCUAUGGGAAUUCAAGCAGCUAUAGAGUCUAAGAUCAAAAUUCUCAAGCAUAUUCCUUGUGAGGAGAAUCAAUUGGCUGAUGCUUUAACCACUUUAUCAUCAAUGUUUGUAGUGAGUCAAAAAGAAGACAUGUCAUUCAUAAAGUUACAACAGCUUUAUCAUCCUGCCUAUUGUCAAAUGGUUGAAGAAGAAUUUGAUGAAUACCUAUUAAAUGCUGCUGAAAAUGACAAAAGGACAUUGAGAAGGUUAGCAAUGAAUUUCUUUCUGAAUGGAAACGUGCUUUACAAAAGGAAUCAUGAUAUGGUUCUGCUUAGAUGUGUGGAUGCUUCAGAAGCACAAAAGAUCAUAGAAGAGAUUCAUAAAGGUUCAUUUAAGACUCAUGCCAAUAGACAUGCCAUGGCAAAGAAGAUUCUACGAGCUGGAUAUUACUGGUUGACAAUGAAGACAUAUGCUGAAAAUAUUAAUGUUCCCCCAACAAAUUUGAAUGUCUUAUCAUCACCCUGGCCUUUUUUAAUAUGGAGAAUUGAUGUUCUUGGACCCACUGAACCUAAAGCCUCUAAUGGUCAUCGCUUCAUUCUAGUUGCUAUUGACUAUUUCACAAAAUGGUUUGAGGCUGUCUCAUAUGCUAGUGUGACCCGAAAUGUGGUGGUGAGAUUCAUUAAAAAGGAUUUGAUCUGUCGGUAUGGCCUCCCAAUUCGUACUUCAACUGGGGCAACUCCAUACUCUUUGGUAUAUAGAAUAGAAGCAAUACUUCCUAUUGAGGUUGAAAUUCCCUCUUUAAGAGUAAUCAUGGGGACCAGAUUGGAGGAAGCAGAAUGGGUGCAAUCUUGUUUUGAUCAAUUGAAUUUCAUUGAAGAAAAACGGUUGAAUGCGUUGUCACGGUCAACUAUACCAGCGAAGGAUAAAGAACACUUUUGA
Abrus precatorius (Indian licorice) is the source of this 1302-nucleotide messenger RNA. RefSeq lists its product as uncharacterized. The record is from RefSeq and is a predicted model, not a curated record. The coding region runs from base 1 to 1302 and encodes 433 amino acids. The transcript has 5 exons. NCBI's taxonomy places the organism in Eukaryota, Viridiplantae, Streptophyta, Magnoliopsida, Fabales, Fabaceae. Gene Ontology annotation, molecular function: nucleic acid binding.